GGCUCUGAUGGCGGCUCUUGUGUGAGAACGUGCUGACAGUCAACAUGUUACUGGGUGUUUUCUUUCUUCCAGGUGUUGUGGUCACAACAAACCUUCGCAUUAAUGCCUCAAAGGAGAUGGAAACACUAAGCGGAUCCUGUUUGCAUAUCCCCUGUACAUUUGAAGCAAUCGAAGGGGACGCUAGUUUUAACAAUAGUAUUGAAAUCAUUGGAAUUUGGUAUAAAAAUGAUCAUAAAAAUGUUAAUAAUCUAGUUUUUGACAGCAGCAAAUCAGUCAAUGCCUAUCCAAUGAACAUAACUGGAAUCCUAAAGAAAAAUGACUGCACAACUCUAUUUUCUGAUUUAAACACCAGCCAUCAAGAUAAAUACUAUUUCAGAAUCGAGAACGGGAAAUUUAAGGCAACAGCUGAUUGUGAUCCCAUUCAAAUAAAAGUUAAAGAUUCUGCCUGGAAACCAAACAUUGCUAUUGAUCUAACAAAUCUGAAGGAGCAUCAGUCUGUCACUGUAACCUGCUCAGCUUUCACUCCGUGUCCACACUCACCUCCUGAACUCACCUGGAAUCUCCAACAAGACUCUCUCAGACAAACAGAGAAAAACACAGAUGGAACCUUUACAACUAAAAUCCAGGAGAACAUCACUCUGUCAGACACACAUGAUGGAUACAACAUCAGAUGUUCUGCCAGAUAUCCUGUGAAAGGAGGAAACAGGACAGCAGAGACAGAAGUGACUCUCAGUGUUUCAUAUGCUCCUAGAAACACCUCAGCAUCCAUCAGUCCAUCAGGUUUGGUGUCAGCAGGUAGCAGGGUGGAGCUGAGCUGCUCCAGCAGAGCCAAACCUCCGAUCAGGAGCUUCACCUGGUUCAGGAUCAGCGAACAUGGAGCCAUGAAUGUGUCUGUGGGGCAGGAUUACAGCUUCAACGCCACGGAGGGAGGAGAUUAUUACUGUGAGGCUACAAAUGAUCUGGGAAAUCAGAAAUCAUCAGUGAGGUUUCUUAGGAUUAAAGGCAUAUUGAAUGGACAUCUUUUCUGGCUGAUAAUUGCACUUGCUAUUGGGCUGUUGGUGCUCAUCUUCCUGGUUAUUUAUGUGAGAUGUUUCAAGUCCAAACAGCCAACUCAUCAACAGACUCAGACUCCAGCUGGUGAGGAGGCUGCAGUACAAACACUUUCUACUGCAGCAGCUGAAGAACUGCAGUAUGGAGAAGUAACUUUCUUCAAGGGGAAACCUGAAGCUUCCUCUACCUCCGUGGAGUACGGCAAACAGGAAGAGACAGUUUAUGCACACGUCAAAGUGUCCAAGUCAAGAAAGUGCUCAACACACACCACUGACAGUCCAGAUGAUAUCUAUGCUCAAGUGAAGAAAAAGUAACUUUUCAUUUAAAAUAAAGUUAGCUAAAGACCUCGCUUAAAGCUACUUUGCAUCUCUUAGGAACAAUGCAUAUUUAUCAUGUGCUAUAUUAUGAUAUUUUUUGUGCUGUUGUUUUGUUGUUUUUAUUUUAUUUCGGGUUGUGUGACUUUUGCACCUUGCAUGGGAUUGUGGCACGAAGUAAUCAUGUUUGUUACUUCAACAAAGUAUUUAAAGCCUAGCCUUCUUAAUUAUUAUUAAAAGAAUACGUUAGACACA
Messenger RNA from Xiphophorus hellerii (green swordtail), 1619 nucleotides. RefSeq names its product B-cell receptor CD22-like. Lineage: Eukaryota; Metazoa; Chordata; Actinopteri; Cyprinodontiformes; Poeciliidae. The transcript has 7 exons. Bases 45 to 1364 code for a protein of 439 amino acids. The record is from RefSeq and is a predicted model, not a curated record.